This is a messenger RNA of Plasmodium fragile, 2172 nucleotides long. RefSeq lists its product as uncharacterized. Gene Ontology annotation, molecular function: protein binding. NCBI's taxonomy places the organism in Eukaryota, Apicomplexa, Aconoidasida, Haemosporida, Plasmodiidae. Bases 1 to 2172 code for a protein of 723 amino acids. The record is from RefSeq and is a predicted model, not a curated record. The transcript has a single exon.
AUGAAGUUGCUGUUGUGUCGGCAGGGGGGCGGGGUAAGCGGCGUGGGGGACCUCCGAGUGCAAGUGCGAGCUCGGGGGAUAAGGUGGGGAGGCGACGAGACGAAGGGGCGAAACACCGGUUGGAGUAGGAGAAGUGCAAAGGACGAUACACUCCAUAUGGGGGGGAGUACUGCCAUUGGUGACGAAGGGGAAGGGGGUGAGUUGGCUACUCAGUUGAAUUACCCCCCCGGACAGAGAACCGCAAGGGAGGCGACACGAAGUACCCCCCGUCACCCCCCAGUCGAAGGAGUUAAAAACUGUUUCGCCCACUUCCAUUCCGCAGACCCAUUUGCGGGUUGCAGCAAUGGGGUGGAGCGUCAGGUGGGGGAAUCGCGAAACCCCCCCUGUAGAAGCACUCGUGCGCUUGCAGUCCUUCAUAUGUAUUCCCACCAAGGAGAGAAGAAUAAGUCGAGUUGCUUCACAGGAGGCGACCCACUAAUAAACAGCGCUGAUUUGUCAAGUGAAGGAGGAAAAGGGUCGUGCAUGCCCACGAGCCACAGUCGCCAAGUAGUAGGUAACCCCCCUGCUAGAGUCAUGAACAUAAUUAGACGCAAAAUAGGGCAUACGACAGAAGGGAAAAAAAAGUUCACAUGCAUGGACCAUUCGAACUGCUCCGCGUGCUUGUUUGUGAAGAAGGUCAACAGAGCGUACAGGUGCAUUAGGAAAAGCGGGGUGGGUCACCUUGACCACUGCGCCAUUGGCAAGCAUAACGAACAAAAGGACACAACGUCCUCUCGCAUGGAAGACGGUGUUUCGAAAAAGAGGGGCAUUCUUCGAGGAGAGCAGAGCAAAAACAGGGGGAGCCACAGGAAGGUAGGGUUGCGGGUGCAGUGGGAGGAUGGUUCGUCUGGCCAAGAUGAGCGAGGAGAUACAUGUGAUGGUAACUCAGAUGGUGCGUCUGACUACGCACAGUUUCGCAUCGAUGGUGGGGAGGAGAAGGGGAAAGAGCUCUCCACCCCUGGAGGAUCUGUCCCUAAACGAAACAGUGCUGGAAGUGAAGAAGAAACUAUGGAGGAUGUUUGUGCAACAUGUUUUGGAAGAGGAGGACCCCCGCAGCAGAGCGAUCUCGUAGGAGAAUGUACAUACAGCGAAGUCGAUGCGUACAUGCACGUGUUCAGGGAAAAUUUAGACAAUUCUACCAUGGUGGAUGACAUGACCGAUUUGCAGCCAAUCCAUGUGGCAACCAAAGAAGGAAAUAUGGAGUUAGUGAAAAAAAUGAUUAGGUCGGGAAUUUAUAUAAAUAGUAAAACGAAGACGAGGAAAUUUACUCCGUUGCAUUUGUCUGCAUCCAAAGGGGAUCUAGACUCUGUUCAGUUUUUAAUCGAGCACGAUGCAGAUGUUAAUGCUCUUUCAUGUGACAAUGAAACACCUCUGUGGUGUGCCUCCAUGGCAAAUCAUCUUGAAGUGUGUAAAUACCUUUUAACUCACGGUGGUUUACCUAAUUAUAAGACUGGAGGGAAGCAGUACGACUCUCCUUUGCAUGCAGCGUCCAUGAUGGGCCAUUUUGAAGUCGUUAAAUUAUUAACAGAAUAUGGGGCUGAUGUAAGUUGCUUAGAUUCAAACCAACUGGAGCCACUGCACUACGCUUCAUUUGAAGGACACAAAGGAAUUGUGAAAUACCUCAUGUGGGAACAAAUUCGAAAAGCCGUUCAUACAAAAAUGGAAGAGGUUAUAAAAGCUAUGCACAAAUAUGGGGUGUACUCCAAAACGUUAGAAAAAUAUUACUCUUUAAAGUGUAAAGCAUUUUAUAAAAAAAAAGUUACGAGUAAAAUAUUGUGUUGUGCUAUUACUUCAGGCAAGGACAAAAUCGUUGAUGUAAUUUUGAGGAGAGGGGCUGAUCCAAAUUACUUCGACGUCCGAUUGCAACUGUUCCCUAUUCAUGCUGCUUCCAUCACAGGCAAUUUGAAAAUAUUUAAAAGUUUGGUCAGGAGGGGUGCAAAUAUUUAUGCGACAACGGGAUGUAACAAUUCAGCCAUGGACUUGACUGAAGACGUGGAAAUUAAAAGAUACAUAUUGCAACACUCGAGAAAAAUUAAUUUGAGGAAUGCUUGGCUGGUCAGGGCACGGAACAGUGCCCACGUCCUCUCUCGCCUUUCCCCAGACGCCUUUUAUUACGUGUGUACAUUUUUGUGA